AUGGCGUUUGCGGCGGCGGGGAAGGAGAUGGGGCGAGCGUCCUACAUCCGGAUCAAGCACGGGGAGGAGCGGCGCGAGGCGUCCUGGAAGGAGUCCGAGGGCCGGGUCUUCUCCGCCACCACGCGCACCGAUGUUGCCGUGCGCCUUGGCGAGCUCCGCGACCAGAUCCUCGCCGGUUGCGCCUCCUUCACCUACCUCGCCGCACAGCACUCCGGCUGCUCCUCCGCCCGCCGCGGCGGCGACCUAGAAUAUGGCAUGAACCGGAAGAGUAAUCGGUGCCGCCACCGGAAGGCUCGGCAGUGCUAA
Molecule: messenger RNA, 306 nt
Organism: Triticum dicoccoides
Lineage: Eukaryota; Viridiplantae; Streptophyta; Magnoliopsida; Poales; Poaceae
Product: peptidyl-prolyl cis-trans isomerase Pin1-like
Exons: 2
Coding region: 1-306 (101 amino acids)
Cellular component (GO): cytosol; nucleus
Molecular function (GO): peptidyl-prolyl cis-trans isomerase activity
Source: RefSeq, a predicted model, not a curated record